Molecule: messenger RNA, 741 nt
Organism: Blastomyces dermatitidis ER-3
Lineage: Eukaryota; Fungi; Ascomycota; Eurotiomycetes; Onygenales; Ajellomycetaceae
Exons: 1
Coding region: 57-725 (222 amino acids)
Source: RefSeq, a predicted model, not a curated record
CAUCACAUUUGCAAAAAAGCAAGAAAAAGAGAACAAUAUUGGCAAGGAUUCAAUAAAUGAAUAUCAAGAUGGCGGAUUCAAUACAAUCUCACCCACAUACACAUUCGCGAUCUCACAUCCUUUCCACUGGAUCAGUUGCAGUUGAUGAUGAUGAUUCUUCACACUCACGCUCUGCCAGUGGACAUCCUCCUGGAGCCUUUGAAAGUUCCACUGGUGGACAUUCUCCUGGAGCCUUUGAAAGCUCCAUUGUCGAAACACCCUCUCAAUUCGAAGCUGGUUUGAAUACAGCUCCUGACACAGUCAGGCCGGCCCCCCGAUCUACUCAACAGCUUGAUGAAGCUGGUUCUCUUGAUGAGAAUAUUGGACACCCAGAUGUCUACCGUUCGGGCGGGGCAAUAUCAGACCAACAGAUGGAACAUCUCAAGAUGACAUUUGAGAUAGAGAAGGAGAGGCGUAGAGUCCUAGAACUCGAACUACAACUGGAAAAACUCCGUCAACAGAGAUCCUCUACGGAUCGACCACAGGAUGUCAACAAUCAUCCUGCCACCACCUCAACAGCUACAAAAGCUACAACACACAACCCGAAGGUCCUACUCAAUGCAGCCUGCAAAGCGGCUGCGGCGAUUCCUUCAGCGACACCAGGCCUACUGACUGCAGCCCAUAAAGAGACUGCAGCGAUUCCUGAUCCAUCAAUUGAUAAUCUAUUCAUUGAUGAGGAAAUUUGAUCUGAGUGUCCAUUAU